Apodemus sylvaticus (European woodmouse) is the source of this 4863-nucleotide messenger RNA. RefSeq names its product lanosterol synthase (gene Lss). Gene Ontology annotation, cellular component: lipid droplet. The record is from RefSeq and is a predicted model, not a curated record. NCBI's taxonomy places the organism in Eukaryota, Metazoa, Chordata, Mammalia, Rodentia, Muridae. Gene Ontology annotation, biological process: cholesterol biosynthetic process; triterpenoid biosynthetic process. Bases 154 to 2355 code for a protein of 733 amino acids. Gene Ontology annotation, molecular function: lanosterol synthase activity. The transcript has 22 exons.
UGCGUCUCUCGUGCCCACCUGGUGAUGCUCUGAUUGGCCGCGCUAGCAUCGGCCCACCCAGCUGUUCCGGUCGGCCGAGGCUCGCGCCUGCGCAGUGCACCAGGCUGUCAGGUAAAGGGCUGGGAAGCCUGCGGUAGAGAGAGCGGUGCUGUCAUGACCGAGGGCACGUGUCUGCGGCGUCGUGGGGGACCCUAUAAAACUGAGCCUGCCACCGAUCUCACCCGCUGGCGGCUCUGCAAUGAGUUGGGUCGGCAGAGAUGGACUUAUUAUCCAGCGGAGGACGACCCCGGUCGAGAACAGACCGGGCUAGAGGCCCACUCUUUGGGACUGGACACAAGUAGCUAUUUCACAGACUUACCUAAAGCGCAAACAGCCCAUGAGGGGGCGCUCAACGGAGUAACCUUUUACGCCAAGCUGCAGGCCGAGGACGGACACUGGGCUGGUGAUUAUGGUGGUCCACUCUUCCUCUUGCCAGGCCUCCUGAUCACGUGUCACAUCUCACGCAUCCCUCUGCCCCCUGGAUACAGAGAGGAGAUGGUGCGGUACCUGCGGUCCGUGCAGCUCCCUGAUGGCGGCUGGGGCUUGCACAUUGAGGACAAGUCCACAGUGUUUGGGACCGCCCUGAACUAUGUGGCGCUCAGAAUCCUGGGUAUCGGACCUGACGAUCCUGACCUUGUGCGUGCUCGCAACAUCCUUCACAAAAAAGGUGGCGCAGUGGCCAUCCCUUCCUGGGGGAAGUUCUGGCUGGCCGUCCUGAAUGUUUACAGUUGGGAGGGACUCAAUACCCUGUUCCCCGAGAUGUGGCUGUUCCCUGAAUGGGUACCUGCGCACCCCUCCACCCUCUGGUGUCACUGCCGGCAGGUCUAUCUGCCCAUGAGCUACUGCUACGCCACUCGGCUGAGUGCCUCAGAGGACCCCCUGGUCCAGAGCCUCCGCCAGGAACUCUACGUGCAGGAUUAUGCCAGCAUCGAUUGGCCAGCACAGAGGAACAACGUGUCUCCCGAUGAGCUGUACACGCCACACAGCUGGCUGCUGUGUGUGGCAUACGGACUCCUCAACCUGUAUGAACGUUUCCACAGCACCCGCCUGCGGCAGUGGGCCAUCAAGAUGCUGUAUGAACACAUUGUAGCUGAUGAUCGGUUCACUAAGUGCAUCAGCAUUGGCCCGAUCUCAAAAACCAUCAACAUGCUUGUUCGCUGGUCAGUGGACGGGCCGUCCUCCCCUGCCUUCCAGGAGCACGUCUCUAGGAUCAAAGAUUACCUUUGGCUGGGCCUUGAUGGCAUGAAGAUGCAGGGCACCAAUGGAUCACAGAUCUGGGACACUUCAUUUGCCAUCCAGGCACUGUUGGAGGCAGGUGCACACCACAGACCUGAAUUUCUGCCCUGCCUGCAGAAGGCUCAUGAGUUCCUGCGGCUUUCACAGGUCCCAGAAAACUGUCCUGACUAUCAGAAGUAUUAUCGCCAAAUGCGCAAGGGUGGUUUCUCCUUCAGCACACUGGACUGCGGCUGGAUCGUUGCCGACUGCACAGCCGAGGCUUUGAAGGCCGUGCUGCUCCUGCAGCAGCAGUGUCCCUCCAUCACCGAGCAUAUCCCCCGGGAGCGGCUGUGUGACGCCGUGGCUGUGUUGUUGAACAUGAGGAAUUCUGACGGAGGGUUUGCUACCUACGAGACUAAGCGUGGGGGGCACUUGCUGGAGCUGCUGAACCCCUCCGAGGUCUUUGGGGACAUCAUGAUCGACUACACGUACGUAGAGUGUACCUCCGCUGUGAUGCAGGCCCUGAGGCACUUCCAGGAACACUUCCCAGACCACAGGGCAGCGGAGAUCAGGGAGACCCUCAAUCAAGGCCUGGACUUCUGCCGAAUGAAGCAGAGAGCUGACGGCUCCUGGGAGGGCUCCUGGGGGGUUUGUUUCACCUACGGCACCUGGUUUGGCUUGGAAGCAUUCGCCUGCAUGGGGCAUUCCUACCAAGACGGGGCUGCUCGUGCAGAAGUAGCUCAGGCCUGCAGCUUCCUCCUGUCCAAGCAGAUGGCCGAUGGAGGCUGGGGGGAGGACUUUGAGUCCUGUGAGGAGCGGCGGUAUGUGCAGAGCGCCAGGUCCCAGGUCCAUAGUACGUGCUGGGCCCUGAUGGGUUUGAUGGCUGUCAGGCACCCCGACAUCACUGCUCAGGAGAGAGGAAUCAGAUGUCUGCUAGGGAAGCAGCUCCCCAACGGAGACUGGCCUCAGGAGAACAUCUCUGGCGUCUUCAACAAGUCCUGUGCCAUCAGCUACACAAGUUACAGAAACAUCUUCCCCAUCUGGACCCUGGGCCGCUUCUGCAACCUGUAUCCUGACAAUACCCUCGCAGGCCAUGUUUGAACCUGUGUGUGCCUGUGCUGCACCUGGCCAGCAUCAUCACCACACAGGUCCCUGUGAGCCCAGUCCCUGGCUAGGUGACAAGAGCCAUCUUAGCUCCGCAUAGGCCUUGGUCUCUGUUUCUGUAGACACACGGUUGGGGAUAGGGUCGGGGUUGGUGUCUUUAGACACUUGUCGGGGUGUGCUUCAAGUUCUUGACUAGCUUCAGUGAGAAGGGGACGAAGAUGAGCCUUGAGGUCCGGAGAAGCUCCUGGGGAUCCUUGAGGGAGCUUGGCUGUAGAGCUCUCGGGAUCAGUGACUUCGCUGUGAGGGGACAGCUGGCUUCUUUACUUCCUCCCUUGUCCACUGUGCGAUGGGCCCUUGAGCAGACUGCUGUUAGCUGUGCUGGGGGAGUCACAGCAACUCUGUGGUGCAGGUAUACUCAGAGAAAGGCUCACAACUCUGUGGUGCAGGUAUGCUCAGAGAAAGGCUUAAUGGCAAGUGAGGCAGGCCCCGUGGUCAUUGUGCCCUGAGCAGUGUCUGCUGUCCCCGGAACUUACCGCUCGUGACUCGAUCACUGUAUGAAAAUACAGUUUUCCAGAAAGACAAUACAAACUUGAUUUGUACUAAAAACACUACUAAAAGUCAUUUGAAUGAUCACCGACUCUCUUAAUAAACAGACACUGGGCCGAUGGCCUUGUGGUAAAGAACCUCGGCUGCUCUUUCAGAGGACCUGGGUUUGAUUCCUGGCACCCACCUGGUGGCUAACAACAUGUAACUCCAGAUCUCAGGGAACCCAAUGUCUUCUUCUGGCCUCUGUGGGCACUGCACACGUGAGACAUACGUACACUCAUAGCACGUACACACAUAAAAGGAAUCUUGAAAAUAAAAUAUUAAAAACAAAACAACAACCCCCCCUCCCGAGACAUUUCAUCCUGGAGUAUCCUGAGUCUGUGUGGCACCCAGUUCUGCCCCUAGAUUAUGAGCUUAUACACAUCGCAGUGGUUUCUGGGAUAUCAGUGUCCCGAUGUCCAGGCUUCUCAUUCUUACUGAGAGAGACGCACACGUGGGACGCCAUUAGGGUAGAUAGUGGUUGUGGUGGUUCCUGCCACAGGACAGUGCUGGAGCAAGGGUAGCCGGUCACAUCCAGGUCACCACUUAGACCCACCUAGCCGGUCACAUCCAGAUCACCACUUAGACCCAGCCAGCCGGUCACAUCCAAAUCACCACUUAGACCCAGCCAGCCGGUCACAUCCAGAUCACCACUUAGACCCAGCCAGCCGGUCACUUCCAGAUCACCACUUAGACCCAGCCAGUCACAUCCAGGUUACCACUUAGACCCAGCCAGCCAGCCAGGAAAAUGCCCCUGAUACCCAUGACCACUAUCAGCCCAUAAGCCACCUGUGCUCAGAGUCCAAUGAGGGUCAGGUUUCUGAGGCAAUCCUUCGGUGUGAGCUCCAAGUUCCUCAUUCUAACUGUGUCUGGCCAGCACGCAGGCAGAGUUCAGGGUGGAAACUAUGGUCUCCUUGACGUUACUGCUUUUCUCCCUGGCCGAAUUAUCAACUUCUCGUCUCAACUGAUGCAAAAAAUAUCAAGUAGUGAGAGACCUGGAAUGAUAAAUGUGCUGGGUACACAGACAGAGGAGUUCACCUGGACUCCACAGAGCAGACUGUUCUGGGAUGUGAGGACCCAGUCAGACCACGGCUUCGUAAAAAAGAAACAAGAACAAAACCACACUUCUCUUAUGACUAUAAUCUUCACUAGGAUCUGCACUUCUCAGAGCAGCAAGGAUGUUUGAAUCUAUGAAAUGCCAAUGAUACCCAUCAGCAAAGACAAGCAAUACAUUUUAAGAAAUAAAGAGCCGGGUGGUGGUGCACACCUGUAAUCCUAGCACUUGGGAGGCAGAGGCAGGCAGAUUUCUGAGUUUGAGGCCAGCCUGGUCUACAGAGUGAGUUCCAGGACAGCCAGAGCUACACAGAGAAACCCUGUCUCGAAAAAACCAAAUCCAAAACAAAAACAGAAAACAAAACUGCUGAGCCCCAGCUUCCAAGCUAGGGGGACUUGGUUGACAGAAGCAGGGCCAGCCAUCUGUCCCAGCACAAAAGAAAAACAGCCUCUGAGGUAGAUAACUGGUCUCACACAGCCAACCAGACAAGUACACAGUUUUGGAAAACAACAUUGUUUUUAAAAAAAAUUGCUUUGGGUCUGAAGUCAUGGCUCGGUAAUCAAGAGCACUAGCUGUUCUUUCAAAGGACCCAGGUUCAAUUCCCAGCACCCAUAUGGCAGCUCACAACUGACUAUAACUCCAGUUCCAGGGGAUCUGACGUCUUCACACCAAUGCACAUUAAAUAAAAGUUAAAAAAUUAUUAAGAAACUGCCUUGAUAAAAAGUUAGUAAGAGUAAAUUAUCUCAUGUUCUGAAGUAGAAAUAGCUAUGAAUGAACAAUGUCAGGUUCAAAGUUGAUUUUCUUUACACUUGAAUGCUACACACAUUAUGUAUCAAUGACAUAAAUAAAGUGUGGCACUGCUUGGA